GGGAGAGGGGCGGAGCGCGCGCGGGGGGAGCCCCGCCCCACGCCCUGCCAACGGCCGUCGGCGGGCAGCGUCCGGCCGCGGCAUGAGGCCGAGGUUGAUAAUGCUCGUAAGCCAGAGGUGAAAGUGUCUCAGCCGAGCAACACUGGGAAAUCUGGCAGACUGGAAGAGAACAGCUGCCCCCCAGGGCAGCUGCCGCGUGUGAAGCAUGGAGGAAAGUAAGAACGAGAAGGUGAACCAGGCUCAUGUUCUCUUCGACAGAUUUGUCCAGGCUUCAACAUGCAAGGGGACUCUCAAGGCUUUCCAGGAGCUCUGUGACUACCUAGAACUAAAGCCCAAGGACUAUCGUUCUUUCUAUCACAAACUCAAGUCCAAGCUAAAUUACUGGAAAGCCAAAGCCUUGUGGGCCAAAUUGGAUAAGAGGGGCAGCCAUAAGGACUAUAAGAAGGGGAAAGCAUGCGCCAACACAAAGUGUCUGAUAAUUGGGGCUGGACCUUGUGGCCUUCGCACAGCCAUCGACCUGUCAUUCCUAGGAGCCAAGGUGGUGGUCAUAGAAAAGAGGGAUGCCUUUUCCCGCAAUAAUGUCCUGCACUUGUGGCCAUUCACAAUACAUGACUUGAGGGGUCUUGGCGCCAAGAAGUUUUAUGGCAAAUUCUGUGCAGGAUCCAUAGACCAUAUCAGUAUCCGUCAACUCCAGCUUAUCCUUUUGAAGGUUGCCUUGAUCUUGGGAAUAGAGAUCCAUGUCAAUGUGGAAUUUCAGGGGCUUGUUUACCCUCCAGAGGAUCAGGAAAAUGAAAGAAUAGGUUGGCGUGCAUUGGUCCAUCCAAAAACCCAUCCAGUAUCAGAGUAUGAAUUUGAAGUAAUCAUUGGAGGGGAUGGCAGGAGGAACACCUUAGAAGGGUUUCGCCGAAAAGAGUUCCGUGGUAAACUAGCGAUUGCUAUCACAGCAAACUUCAUCAAUCGCAACACCACAGCUGAAGCCAAAGUAGAAGAGAUCAGUGGUGUGGCGUUCAUAUUCAACCAGAAGUUCUUCCAGGAUCUACGAGAAGCCACAGGCAUUGACUUGGAGAACAUUGUCUACUAUAAAGAUGAUACACACUACUUUGUCAUGACUGCCAAAAAGCAGAGCCUGCUGGAUAAAGGUGUAAUACGGCAUGAUUAUGCUGAUACGGAGUUACUACUCUCUCGGGAGAAUGUGGACCAGGAGGCUUUGCUAAACUAUGCCAGAGAAGCAGCUGACUUCUCUACUAAUCAGCAGCUGCCUUCACUAGACUUUGCCAUCAAUCACUACGGGCAGCCAGAUGUGGCAAUGUUUGACUUCACGUGCAUGUACGCAUCAGAGAAUGCAGCUCUGGUGCGAGAGCAGAAUGGCCACCAGCUACUUGUGGCACUGGUUGGGGACAGUCUCUUAGAGCCAUUUUGGCCAAUGGGAACUGGAAUAGCCAGGGGAUUUUUGGCUGCAAUGGACUCUGCUUGGAUGGUACGAAGUUGGUCACUCGGAGCAAGUCCUUUGGAAGUUCUUGCAGAGAGGGAAAGCAUUUAUAGGCUACUGCCUCAGACGACCCCUGAGAAUGUGAGUAAAAACUUCAGCCAUUAUAGCAUUGAUCCAGCCACCCGGUAUCCCAAUAUCAAUGUCAACUUCUUGCGGCCACAGCAGGUACGCCACUUGUAUAAUACAGGAGACUUGAAAGACAUUCACCUGGAAAUAGAGAACUUUGUGAACUCCAGGACACCAAAGCUGACUCGGAAUGAGUCUGUAGCUCGCUCUAGCAAAUUGCUCAAUUGGUGCCAGAGGCAGACAGAUGGGUACGCUGGUGUAAAUGUUACAGAUCUCACGAUGUCAUGGAAAAGUGGCUUAGCUUUGUGUGCCAUUAUCCACAGAUACCGUCCAGACUUAAUAGACUUUGAUUCUUUGGAUGAACACAAUGUGGAGAAGAAUAACCAGCUGGCCUUUGACAUUGCUGAAAAAGAGUUUGGAAUAUCUCCCAUUAUGACUGGAAAGGAAAUGGCAUCUGUUGGUGAACCAGAUAAACUGUCGAUGGUGAUGUACCUCACACAGUUCUAUGAGAUGUUCAAAGACACCAUCCCCUCUAGUGAUAGUGUGGACCUGAAUGCAGAAGAAAAAGCUGCCCUAAUUGCCAGUACCAAAUCUCCUAUCUCUUUUCUCAGUAAACUGGGACAAAGCAUCUCUCGGAAACGUACUCCAAAGGACAAAAAAGAAAAGGAACUGGAUGGUGCAGGAAAGAGGAGGAAAACCAGCCAAUCUGAGGAUGAGGACGUCCCUCGAAGCUACAGAGAAGAAAGACCUACAUUGGUGAGUGCCCUGACGGAGAGGAGAAUUGAUGCUGCCAUUGGGAAUCAGAACAAAGUCAAGUCCAUGGCAACCCAGCUACUGGCCAAGUUUGAGGAGAAUGCACCAGUGCAGUCCUCAACCUUACGAAGACAGCAACCUGUCCUGCCUUAUCAAGAACGUGUUCACAACCAACCAUCCAGCAGACGAGAGCAGGGCCGUCUAGCUCCCAUGCCCCAGUGGAAACAGAUGAGGAGUAAGGAACGUUGUCGGACCUGCCCCAAAAAAGUGAUCAUGCUCUCUUCUUCCACUCCACCUUCCUCUCCACCGUAUCCCAGGCAGCAGAGAAACAGGGAACCUGGUGCUGACUAUCUUGGGGAGCAGAGUCCCAGACAAGGAAGGAGAUCUCCUCGUUUUUUUUCUGAUGACCAAGUGCCUGAGAAUGUUGAACAAAGGGCAUGUCAGCUGGCUGCCCUCCUGGAGUCCAGGCCUGCCGUGAGGCAUCAGCCUGAGACUGAACCGUCUCGUCGAUUCUUUGUUGACCAGUGGGAGCUCUCCCUUAGCCUCCGUUCUUCUAAUCGCCCUUCUUCACCUUCAUCUGACUCUCUUCGACAGAAGUACAUAAAGAUGUACACAGGCGGCGUGAGCUCAUUAGCUGAGCAGAUAGCCAAUCAGCUUCAAAGGAAAGAGCAACCCAAAACCCUUCUAGACAAGAAGGAACUGGGCUCACUCAAAAAGGAGUUCCCCCAAAACCUGGGAGGCAGUGAUGUCUGUUACUUCUGCCACAAGCGAGUCUACGUGAUGGAGAGGCUGAGUGCUGAAGGCAAGUUCUUCCACCGCAGUUGCUUCAAGUGUGAAUACUGUGCCACCACUCUGCGAUUGUCAUCUUACGCCUAUGAUAUUGAAGAUGGUAAAUUCUACUGUAAGCCUCACUACUGUUACCGACUCUCCGGUUAUGCUCAAAGGAAGAGGCCAGCAGUGUCAGGAAAGGAUACCAAAGGACCUCUGCAGGACACUAUGGCAAGUGAUGGAAGUGGACGGGCAAAUUCCAUCUCCGCCUCAGCAGAGAGGGCCCCAGGUUCUAAUGUAAAUGGGCUGGAAGAGCCCAGCCUCGCUAAGCGGUUGCGUGGCACGCCUGAGCGAAUUGAGCUGGAGAAUUACCGACUGUCACUGCAGCGGGAAGAAGAACUGGAAGAGGUUCCUGAAGAGACGCUAGCAGAGCAUAACCUGAGCAGUGUGUUGGACAAAGGAACAGAAGAGGAUGUGCCCAGCAGUAGUUCAGAGUCUGAGAUGGAGGAGGAAGAUGAAGAUGAAGAUGAACUGCUGCUGCCUCAGCAACCUCCUUCAGACUUGGGUGGUGUGCCAUGGAAAGAGGCUGUGCGCAUCCAUGCCCUCCUGAAGGGAAAGAGUGAAGAAGAGAUUGAGGCUGAGGAGAAUCAUGAGAUUGAGUACAAAGAAGAAGAGGAGGAGGAGGACGACGAGGAGUAUGAAGAGGAGGAAGAGGAGGAAGAGGAAGAGUCUAGUGAAGCAUCCGACCUUCCCUCCGUACGCCAUGAGGCGGUACAGGCGUGGCUGGAGACGGUCCCUGGAGCUCCAUGUGAGGAUAAUGAUGUGGAGGAUGAGCUGGGCACAGAGCCUGCAGACACAGAAGGGCAGGCAGGUGAAGAGGGAGACACGGGUGCAGAGCUGGAUGACGAUGACAUCCCAUCUGAUGCAGAAGCCGAGUUCCGCUUACAUCAAGGUGACACAGAACAGCCAGGACUAAAAGUCUCUGAAGACGAAGAAGAUGAAGAAGGAGCAGAAGGUACUUCUUGCAGUGCGACAGAAGAUCCAUGCAAGCCACCCAUCCCUAUCCAGUCAGCUAGUGACAAUGUUCUUCCUCUGUCUCCAGCAGAUAGUCCCAAAGCAAAACAAGUAGAGAAUGUAACAGAUCCCCUGGCUGCAGUAUCCUGUGCAAUAAAAUCUCCAGAGGCACGCUUCUUUCCUGAGCCUUUCCUUCUUGAGGAAGGACCAAAAGAUGAAAUUCCCAAAGACAGGAAAGCUAAAAGCCCUUUGGUGCCACUCUCUCCAGUGUUAUCACAGCCGGCUGCAUCACCAGAAGCCAUUGCACCUACAUCUCCAGCAGAAUCUCAGCCAGCAGCACCAACACAGGCUUCAUCCCCAACAUCUUCUCAAACACCUAUCUGUUCCCAGCCUUUGCCUUCUUCUGAAACCUCUAUUCCAUCCCCAGUGGAACCUCCAGUGUGUUUCCAGCCUGUCCCAGCCUUAACGUCUACUCCUCUAGCCAAACUGGUUCUUAGGAGUCAGGAUAGUGAAGUGGAAAAACUGGGGAGCCCUACUACUGCAGAAGAAGCUCUGAAACGUAGUAACCUCGUGGAAGAGUUCUGGAUGAAGAGUGCUGAAAUCCGGAGAAGCUUAGGACUCACCCCAGUAGACAGAAACAAACGCUCAGAGUCAAACUUUACUGUACCUGCCCUUGAGACAACUCCCCUGAAGGCUUUUAAUAGCGAGAGUAUUUCAGGGGAUGAAAGGAUGCAUCUUGUGAAGCCCCAGCCUGCCCCAAGAAGGCAGGGACUGUCCAAGUUAGAAAACGAGCAGAUUUCUCUGCUCACUCCAAAAUCUCCAUCAGAAAAAGAACUGAGGAGUUCCAAUGAAGUAAAGAGAGAUGUAUCCAGCAGUUCAGGACUUGGCCUCCAGGAGAGCUCAUCUAACAUGAGAACUUUGGCUAGCCAGAGCUUCAACACUUCUGACUCUACCAUGCUUACUCCUCCAUCAAGUCCACCACCACCACCUCCUCAAAAUGAAGAACCUGCCACUUUGCGUAGAAAGAGGCAUCAAGCAGUUUGGCAGAAUGAGGCCGAAUCCAAGUCACCUCCAACACCAGCAUCAACGCCUCCUGUUGCCCCAUGCCAUGAGCCAACUUCUGCUGUCAAAGAGUCAACCCAGGCCAAAAAAGAUGACGUGAGGAAGUCUUUUGCAGAGAGUGUGGAUGAGAUUCCAUUUGCUGAUGAUGUAGAGGACACAUAUGAUGACAGGACAGAAGACACAAGCCUUCAGGAGAAGUUCUUUACCCCUCCUACGAGUAGGCCAAGGCCAGAGAAACCACUUGUUUUGCCACUGGUCAAAGAAAAUGGUGGUCUGCCCUCAUUGGAAGGAGGGGUUAACCAAAAGAAGAGAGCAUUGCCUGAAAUUUCUGCAGAGGCCAAGGAGCUUGCUGAAGAAAGAAUGAGAGCCAGAGAGAAGUCUGUCAAGAGCCAAGCACUACGUGAUGCCAUGGCUAAACAGUUAUGUAAGAUGAAAGAUAUGGAGAUGGCUGCAGCUGCUGCUGGGUCCACAAGGUCACGAAAGGCAUCUUCUAUGCCUUUGAAGACCAAAGAGUUGUUUUAUGACUCUCCAAAACAUUUGGCCUUGAAAAUAGCAGAGGGGUCCAUGCUCAAGCAUGACGCUGCUAGUGAGAAGUUCUCCACUCCUGCUGCUGACGUGGCUGGACCUGAAGGUUCUGUCACCUCUUCAGAGGGCUCCAGUGGGAAGAGUAAGAAAAGAACUUCUCUUUUCUCCCCUCGUAAGAACAAAAAGGAGAAGAAAUCCAAAAAUGACAGCAGGCUUUCUGACAAAUCUAGUGGUGGGACAGAGGAAACAACAAAAUCCAGGUCUUUAUGGAAGUCUGUUUUCUCUGGGUAUAAGAAAGACAAGAAGAAAAAGGCUGAUGACAAAUCAUGCCCAAGUACUCCCUCAAGUAGUGCUACUGUGGAUUCUGGCAAGCACAAAGCUUCUCCAUUGGUUACAGCUGCAGAUUUGCAGCUCCGUCGGCACCUGAGUUUUUCGGAGGACUCUGACCUCUCCAGUGACGAUGUUCUGGAACGCUCCUCCCAGAAAUCCAAGCGAGAGUCGAUUUAUGUACCACACGCCUUGGCAUUCAAGAGAUCAUAUUCGUCAAAGAGAGCCUACACAGAAGAAGAGCUGAAUGCUAAGCUGACUCGGCGAGUACAGAAAGCUGCUCGCAGACAAGCCAAGCAAGAAGAGCUAAAGAGGUUACAUAGAGCUCAGAUCAUCCAGCGGCAGCUUGAACAAGUAGAAGAGAAGCAGAGACAACUGGAGGAGAGAGGGGUUGCUGUGGAGAAGGCCCUUCGGGGAGAAGCAGACUAUUGGGGAGAGUCUUAUUACAGUGACCUCAUCGACUUGCAUCUGGGUGGCAUGGGAAAGAAGGAUGAUCCCAAGUUGAUGCAGGAGUGGUUCAAGCUGGUGCAGGAAAAGAACGCCUUGGUUCGCUACGAGUCCGAACUGAUGAUAUUUGCUCGGGAGCUAGAACUAGAAGACAGGCAGAGUCGAUUACAGCAGGAACUCCGGGAGAGGAUGGCAGUGGAAGAUCAUCUAAAGACAGAUGAGGAGCUCUCAGAGGAGAAGAGGAUCCUGAACGAGAUGCUAGAAGUAGUGGAGCAGAGAGAUUCUCUCGUGGCUCUCCUCGAGGAACAACGGCUUCGAGAAAAAGAGGAAGACAAGGACCUGGAGGCAGUCAUGCUCUCCAAAGGUUUUAGCUUGAACUGGUCCUGAGCUUGACACAUUUACCUCUGCUGGUCUGCGUUGUCCGGUUGGCCUACCCUGAGUUCGCCAGAAUUACAUGGAUAGGAAGAUGCUGAAGGGGAAAUCUCCAAAGGGUCUGCCAGCAUGCAGUGAUUCGGUUUGAAGCACUCAGAAGCCUUUUGAUAAGUGCGUUGGUUCCAGAAGCUUAAGUUUUACAUGUCUACAAGCCAAGUUGAAGAUAAUGAGUUGAGUUUGUGGAGUCUCCUCAAGGGUCCUAUAUGAUGGGCCUCAUUUUUUUUUGUGUGGUAGGAGGGAGAGGAAUAAUCCAUGUGUGGGGAAGGAGGUUAAGGGAAGAAGUACCCUUAACUAAUCUGGAUUUAUGGCAGUCCAUUCCUUUCCCAUUUUUACUACACCAGUUCUAAUAAAAGGGAGGGAAGUGGCAACCCUCUCUGGAAAACCACAGCAGCCUGUAGCAGCCUGUGUGGUGGAGUCAACUAUCCAGAAGAGCUCCAGAAGCCCAGGGCAGUACCUUCUUUGCUUCAGUCUUCCUCCCCACCAAAGAAACCUGCAGUUGGCCACGAUGCAUGGAUAUGAGGAAAUACGAGACAGAGAAGACACUACUAGCAUUUGUGAUGGAACUCUCUGCCUCCCAGUUUUUAAAGAGAUUUGGGCAUCAGAGGACUCGCUCCCUAUCAUAGUCUCCUAAAUCUUUAUUGUUGGGGAAGAAAGGGGAGAAGAAGAGGGAGGGAAGAUGCCCUUCUGCUUUGCUACACACUGGAGAGACAGCUACUGCUGGCCUUAGUCUUCGUGGCCACAGCUCAGAGGCUGUUGGGCUUCUUUGUUCUGUUUUUGUUGCGACUGUUUUGACACUGGAAAAUACGGACUGUGGGACAGUGGUAACUGUGUGCUGGGGCAGGGGUGUUACCAAGCAGCAUUCCCUGGCUGUUAGGCCCCUAAAAGGGAGAAGCCCUUAAGUGACUGAAACCACCAUUAAGACUUUUCAGUGUUUUUAUUUUUUCAUCUGUAUUUUGUUUUUGCACAUUGGAAACGAAGCUUAAGUCCUGCCUGGGCCCUCAGUCACUUUGACCCUUUUAUGUCAAUUAACUUAUUUUUUUAAUACUUGAAAGAAGAUUCAUUUUUGUAUCUUUUAGGAAAAAAAAUGGACGAGUGAUGGUUGUGUGUGCCUGCUGCAUCCUACAACUUCCACUUCUAAAUUACUGGAUGUUGUUACCUGUGGCUAUUUAUUAGUGUUCUUAUUAAUAAUUUUAAUGUUACACAUAUUUGAGUGUGGAGGGAGUGUUUUAACUCUGUUAGAGGAAGACACUACAGUGGAUUGUUCCCGGCUUCACAGCAAGGGCAGCCUUUGUGGACCCCAUGGAUGUAUCCUGCCCUAGCAGAUUUCCUUUAUGACAAAAUCCUGUGCUCUCAUGGAGUUGUAAGAAUCUAUUUUGUGCUCCUAGCAUACUUUUCUUCUGCAUCCCAGAAUCCCUCUGUUGGACUAAGAAACCUAUAAUUUAUUUAAAUUUUUAUAACGAGAAAGCCAAAAAUGUGAGGUAGAAAUAUCCCAUAGAUCUCUUUCUCACUGAAAGAUGGGACCCUCACACUCUUGAGAUACAGCUAGAGGGACUUCCAUGAAAACAAAAAUAGCACAUUUCCUGCUGCAGCUGUUGGAAGAAGCUCCUUUUGGCUCAGCUAGCGAAGCUGCUGCUUUUAAGCCAUGAGGGUACUCAUUGUAACCGUACAUUAAGUAACGAGCAGGACAUGCACUAAGCAGUUCAGUACCAUCCACUGUUUUACAGCUUCUCAGAGCACACUACAUCCUUAACUUGUUGCACAGAGCUGAAAUAGCACUGUGUGUUGGCUCUGUGUCCCAUCCUUAACACGAUGUGUUAAGAGGUUGUUCAUUGUGUUUUGAGGUUUGUUUAUUUUUUUGGUUUAUUUACCCUUAAGUUGUUGCCUAUUCUCUUUUCUUUAAAAAAAAAAAAGUACUAAGCCUGCUCACCAGUGUCUUUGCGGAAAUGUCCCAUUCCCAAGCGUAUUCACACAGCAUGCUGGCUCUUUCAGCUUGAAUAUAUGCUGUUGGUGCAAGAUACCCCAGCAGGGCUGAACAUCCUGUAAUCUUUUGUCUCGGGAUAGAAGUUAUCAAGGUUUCUUGCUGUUGACUCUCUACUUUCUUCAGAGAGGUCUUCUGUAAGCCAGCGUCUACAACCUGAAUUCACCUCUGACUGACGAGCGUAUCUCAGGCCAAGCAAGAAUGGGUCGGACUGCCUCCAGGGUCUCUGAGCAGGGCUGGCCGUUAGCUGUGGAAACGUAUUUUAUCACCUCAGGAGUUUCCCCUUUGCCCCCUCUACUGUUUUCUACUAAGGCCUUACAAAUUAAACCCAAAUGCUCAUGAAACAAAGCAGAUAGGCAGCUGCACUGCUAAGGUUAACUAGGCGUGCUAGAAUGUGGUGCCUGCUCUACCGGCAUCACGGGACAAAAUUCUUCAGGAGUGCUGGCCUGCCAGCGGGAUGGCCAGCAAACAGUUGUCCCUCUUUGUCAGUGCAGAGGCCAGCAGUGGAAGCCACAUUGGUAAUGGGAGUUUACAGUCUGCUUUUGAGGGGCCAGUGGAAACUGGAGAGGGAAGAAAGAGGGAAAUGAGAUAGUUUACAAUAAACUGUCUUGCACAGAGAAUUGGCCUCAGUCCAUUUUAUAGUGCAUUAUGUAUAAGGACCACAUCUAACUUUUAACAAAAGAUCACUGAAUGUGAGCUGUAGAGCAGAAAGAAAUCCUAAAGAAGAAAUACCAGAUUACUGCUUUUCCCUUUUCAUGCUGGAGGACACUGACUAGAUUUUUGCAGUGCUUAAGAGUGAUAUCACUUGAGGGUGUAAUGCUCUCCUGCAGGGGAAGACCACCUUUUCUAAAACUGAACUCUUUAGGUUAUGCUAAAGUCCUCCAGCACUGAGAAUAAAAAUGAAAACCUAACAUUGCACACACAAAUGAAUCGAAAAUACAUGAAAGGGAAUCUUAAAAGGCCUUUUUAUAUCAAAUGGUUGUAAAAGGCACAACUUGUAUUUGCUGUUCAGUUGCACUUUAAGAAUAUAACUUGCAUAUCAGAUACUGGGUUUUUUACUAUCUGAAUAUUUUUAAUUCAAAUUUUAUAUUUUUAAAGCUGAAGAAGGCUCUUGUGACCACAAGAUUCCUUAUUUGUAUCAGAAUCCAAGUCGGAUGUUCUAGCUCCUCGUGCUAUCCACAUGGGCAGCAGCACAUGACUCAGCCAUGUGCACGCAGUGAUGUGCAUCCGUGUUGUGUAUGAGGGAAGAGAAGAGGCCCACAGCUUCGAGCAGGGGGCACGAAGGGGUAUCAGCCUGCAUGCCCCGAUGUGGCGGGGUCCUGGUCCAUACCAGGGCCUGGGCCCUUCCUCCAUGCAGGAGGAGGAGAGCUGAGCUUGGAACCUAACCUGCGUUUGGUUUUAAAUGGGCACGCUGAGGAGGGGGCAAGCACUUCAGUCCCCUAAGGGGAAGGAAAGGGAUAAAGGGAGGGGAUACCUCCUGGAAACACUCGGGAGGCAAAUGGGGAUGGGGGAGUGAGGACUGCCAAAACAACCAAUCUGCUGUUUUCACAGUACUUUUUUUUUUAAACUGUUCUGUUCCUUUUAUCAUCUUUUCAUUAAAACUCACAAAUGGCUGUAAGAUCCUGAGCUUCAGAGAACUAUGCAUGGGGAGAUGAGAAGUAUCUUCCAGCUCCAACUUUCAGUUAACCAAAACCCCAUGGUCUCGCUAGGGCACGUUACAAACCACAUUGCUGAACAUAUUUUAGAGCAAACUGCAAGUUUUAAAAGUCCGUCUUACUCUCUAUCUGUCUCUGCAUUUUAUGUAAAUAUUUGUUUGUAUGUACAGACACCAGUGGGUCCUUGGGUUACCCCUGCGGUCAAGAACCUGAGUUUUGUGCAAAGCCUAGGCCUCUGUUAGAACAACACAGUGCUUGCAUAGACCUAGUCACCACAUUUGUGCGCACUCUGGUGGUUUUUAAUAUUUUUAUACAUCCUAAUCCUGAACAUUAUGAAGUAUUAUAAGUGUUCUAGACUGCAUGAUCUAGAGCAGCCAGCAGUUCCAUUUUCUUAGCAGCUGUUCCUAAAAUGUUCACAGCUACACCUUGUUUGGUUAACAUUCUUUUAAAAUGAGUUUUCAAUUAAAUGUUUACACCAAGCACCAGUGGAUGAGAAAGGUGUUGCAUUAUAAAAUCUCCUGUGUACAAAUUGAAAAGCCACCAUAUGGCUGUAUGGGAAUCUAAAUCAUCACUGUCUGCAAUAAAGAGAACUCUUAAAGCGUACUAAAAACCAGCCUGUAUAUAGUUGACAGAGAGAGAUUGCUUGCUCUUGACUAUUGCAAAAUAACCAAGAUUAGAAGCUUUCCAAAAGCCUCCACUUUUGAAUUGCUCCUGAGUACUGCUGUAGGCAGGGUAGUGGGCAGACAAGGAUGUCACUGAAAGUAGAUGUGAAGGGGAGGAUGCCAAGUUGUGAUGGCAUUGCAGUAAUUUAAAUACUCUCUGUAUCUGUGCGUGCAUGCGUGUGUGUGUGUGUAAAGUCUAUUCCAGGUGAAGGGAUCUGCUUUGGCAUCUUCCCUUUUGAAUGAAAGUAAACUCUGAUAUUCAGAUUGGUUAAGGCUUUUAUGGUUGGCAUUUAUGGAUUGUUAACAGAAAAGCGUAUACCCUACCUGUAAAAAAACAACAAAAAAAACAACAAAAAAAACCCUCUCUGUUCCAGCCUGUUUUCUCCUGUUUGGUUGUGUUUCAUCAUUUGUUUUUAUGCACACUUGCUUCGUUGGUGUUGAGAUUUUAGCACCUCAGAUGGCCAACUGAACUAAAAAAAAAAAAAAUAAAGUCAUUAAUUAUUUUUUCUUUUUGUUGCUG
This is a messenger RNA of Cygnus atratus (black swan), 11698 nucleotides long. It is a transcript of the gene MICAL3, whose product is annotated as microtubule associated monooxygenase, calponin and LIM domain containing 3. The record is from RefSeq and is a predicted model, not a curated record. The transcript has 40 exons. NCBI's taxonomy places the organism in Eukaryota, Metazoa, Chordata, Aves, Anseriformes, Anatidae. The coding region runs from base 206 to 6838 and encodes 2210 amino acids. Gene Ontology annotation, molecular function: FAD binding; protein binding.